This is a messenger RNA of Psilocybe cubensis, 1524 nucleotides long. RefSeq lists its product as uncharacterized. The record is from RefSeq and is a predicted model, not a curated record. The coding region runs from base 1 to 1524 and encodes 507 amino acids. NCBI's taxonomy places the organism in Eukaryota, Fungi, Basidiomycota, Agaricomycetes, Agaricales, Agrocybaceae. The transcript has 7 exons.
AUGUCGCCACAAGUUUCCUGGGCGAAUAGGAUUCUUUUCUUAUUAAUCGCUUGGACACUCCCCUGCUUAACACGCGUAGCAGCACAGACAUGGUGUGGCAAAAACUAUAGGAAAGAUCAACCCAUAACUCCUCCUGAGGGUGCUUUUGAGACUCUGGAGGAACUUUCUGCUCCGCAACUCGCGUUCCAAUGCGCGCCUAGGAUGCACAUAUAUCUCGAAAGUGAUGACUGUGACGCAGCAUCUAUCAUUCUCGAUACCUUGGUCACUUUCACCCGUUUGCGGUAUUCAUGGCCUUUGCCGGACUCUUUCGACACGCUUGAUCCCUCAAACUUCAGUUUGCAUGUUGACAUUGGAGAAGAACGCUCUAGUUUCUCUAAUGUCCUCUUCAACGCCACGAAUAUAGAGAUUCCUGUGUCACUGUGUAGCUUGCAGCCACGCCUUGAGCCGUAUGCAGUAAGAUACGAGAUCAAGGAGCAAGGAUUCAAUGUCGUUCAUCCCGUGCCGCCUUUUGGUGACCAAGCCGUGUUUGAAGCGAUGUUAGACUAUCUCGACGACAUCGGAUUGUAUCUAAUUGUUCAUGUCCACAGCUCUUACCGGGACCUUGAAGAAGUUGCACGAGAGGUGAAAGCUAUCAGACACCGAAAAAGUCUGUUGCUGUGGUAUACUGCAGACGAGCCAGACGGCCAUGGACACCCUUUCGAUGCAGCACGAAAGGCCUAUGAAGUCGUCAAUAAUCUCGACCAAUAUCACCCUGUAUCAAUUGCGCUCAACUGUGCCGACUAUUUCUUUGAGGAGUAUACCUCUGGGGCAGAUAUUAUUAUGCAUGAUGUCUAUUCCUUCGGGAAUAAUGUUACAUUCUCGUCCAAGUAUGACACACCUUGCACCACAGAUUUCGGUUGCUGUGGAUGCGACAAUUGCAUAGGUAAUCUGGAGGACACAUCCAAAAGGCUCGACGACGCCAGUAGAAGGCUAAAAGUCAUGGGCUGGGAGAAAACUAAAUUUAACUGGGCUGUACCUCAGGCUUUUGGGGGUGAAGAGUUCUGGGCCCGCCCUCCUACUGGGAAAGAGUGGCUAGCUCAGACCCUCCUGAGCAUAAACCAUGGCGCUCGAGGUGUCAUACCGUGGAUCGACCCCACUCCUGUAGAUAUCAAACAUUGCGCCUCUCGAUUGGCAUUAACACUGCCUCGAAUAGCGACAUUUCUGUUCGACGAGAAUGUGAUAUUCAAACACUUCACGUAUGGGCGUAUAGAUACCGGCACAUGGACAAAAGGACACGAAACUCUUUUCGUGGCGAUUAAUCUUGACGAUGAGUAUGCAGCUGAAUAUGACUUCCUUGGUCGUCAGCAACGCCAAUCAUUAAAAUGGUUAAUAAACGAAGGUGUAUCCAAUAAUACUAUGGGACAUCUGAGUUUCGAACCUUCGGCGUCGGCGAUCUUCGUUACCUUUCGUAUUCGUACGGCGCAUAGCAAUGAGCGAAGUGAAGCCAGCGGCGACGUCAGGCUUGUAGAGCACGACGAACUUUGA